Messenger RNA from Protopterus annectens (West African lungfish), 1094 nucleotides. It is a transcript of the gene ZDHHC22, whose product is annotated as zinc finger DHHC-type palmitoyltransferase 22. Gene Ontology annotation, cellular component: Golgi apparatus. Gene Ontology annotation, biological process: protein palmitoylation. NCBI's taxonomy places the organism in Eukaryota, Metazoa, Chordata, Ceratodontiformes, Protopteridae. The record is from RefSeq and is a predicted model, not a curated record. Gene Ontology annotation, molecular function: palmitoyltransferase activity. Bases 336 to 1094 code for a protein of 252 amino acids. The transcript has 6 exons.
GACACGGACAUUCUUUUUCCUGUCAAUAACUAGUGCUGAAAGAACAGCUCCUUUACACUUCUGCAGUCUGACAGCUACAUAAGGACUUAAGGAACAUGUGAUUUCAAACAGAAAAACUGCAAGAUUAAUAAGGUUUAUUAGCAAAGAAGGAAGGACAGGGAGACACCCAGUGGCAGACAGCUAUAGUGCAGUUUCUUGAAGUCAGAGCAUAUCUUAAGGAGGGAGCACUCCAGUCCAUAAGUAGUGAUCUGAAGGACAAGAGCAAUAUAGGACAGAAACAGGAACUGGGCUGCAGCCAACCAUUUGGACAAUCUGCAAGUGGACUCUGCUCAAGGAUGCUGAAGCUCCUUAAUAUUGUUGCCCCAGCUUACUUUCUUUGUGGUGCUGCUGUGACAUUUGCACUCCAGCUUUUCCUCUUCAUCCCUGCAAUCUUUGGGUAUCCCUCUACAAGCAUCCCUCCUUUUACACUCUUCCACGGUGUGCUGUUUCUCUUCCUGGCCACCAAUACAAUGGGGAACUAUAUCCUAACCAUUCUGAACCCCUCAGAAUGUGUGCAAGACAGUACUUUUGACAAGAAGGCUACAGAUCAAGCAGAUGGAGUGGAUAACCAGCUAAUAAAAGCGACCCACUUUUGCAAGCUGUGCAGUAAGGUAAUCUGGAAACGUGACCAUCAUUGCUUAUUUACUGGCAACUGCAUCGGAAAGAGGAAUCUGCGGUAUUUCAUCAUGUUCUGUCUCUAUACCUCUCUCACCUGCCUGUACUCCCUCGUGUUGGGUGUUGCUUAUCUCACUCUGGAAUAUGCACUUUCCUUUGGGAGCCCACUAACUUUUCUUACACUGCUGCCUCUCCUUCCAGCUCUUCAGUCUAGUCUGUCUCUUGACCUUAGAACCUUGUCUGACCACUAUUUAGGAGAUUCAGCAGCCAUCUCGCCCACUGCUGCUAUUGUGAACAGACCUUAUCACUCCAACCCAGUUCAUGGGGAUAAAGAGGAUAAGCUUCUGGACAGUCUGGAUUCCAACGUUCAAGAUAUUGAUCCUUCAAGUAGCAUUAGCUUUGAUCCCAAAUCAGAGUCUUAUGGAAACUUUAGACUUUAA